Molecule: messenger RNA, 675 nt
Organism: Lampris incognitus (smalleye Pacific opah)
Lineage: Eukaryota; Metazoa; Chordata; Actinopteri; Lampriformes; Lampridae
Gene: morn2
Product: MORN repeat containing 2
Exons: 6
Coding region: 150-620 (156 amino acids)
Source: RefSeq, a predicted model, not a curated record
UGUAUCGCACAGUCCAGGAUGUUGUUUUUCUCCUGCCAGGCUGGCAGCUUCUGUCUCUGCUGCAGCAUGGAUCUAAAGACUCUGGAGGACUUUGGCGAACAGACAGGAGGAGGAAGAGCAAUGUGUCACAACAGUUCAAUGCUUUCACCAUGAUGGAGAGAGGGUGGGCGAUAACAAAAACAGAAGGAAAAGGGGAAGAACCUUUGAAUGUAUCCUACACUUUCCCAAAUGGGGACCAAUAUGAGGGUGAGUGUAGAAAGUCUACAUUAGGUGUGGUGAUGAGGAGUGGCACUGGCAAACAAACCUCAGCCAGGGGAAUUGUAUACACUGGAGAAUGGCAAGAGGACAAGAUGAAUGGCAGUGGGACCCUUGAGCAUCCCUCUGGAGCUGUGUAUGAAGGAGAGUUCAAAAACAACAUGUACCACGGCACAGGGACUUACACCUUCCCUGAUGGCUCCAAGUUCACGGGCCACUUCUGUAAGAACAAGCUAAAAGGAGAAGGGACGUUUACAGACACACAGGGACUGGUUUGGACCGGAGAUUUCCACGGCAAUGCAGCACUAGGCCUCAAACUACAGCACGACGUGCUGGGAUUGAGCAUGACAACGCAAGAAUUGUAAUGCCAGAAACAUGUCAUACAGUACGCCAUAUUGUACAUUAAAAUGACUGACAUCC